Chelonoidis abingdonii (Abingdon island giant tortoise) is the source of this 3117-nucleotide messenger RNA. The record is from RefSeq and is a predicted model, not a curated record. NCBI's taxonomy places the organism in Eukaryota, Metazoa, Chordata, Testudines, Testudinidae.
AUGCGCAAUUUGGAAGAGCGUUACUUUGAUCCUAUGCAGUUAGGACCCCAAAACAUACCUUCCUUACAGGAGUGCUGCUUAUCAAACUACCUCAUGAGUGGGAAUAUGCAGAGGAUACUAAAAGAAGACAUGAAGAUUAAUGACCUUAAUUUCAUAAAUGCUUUGUACUUGUUUUCUCUACUUAGUGACAGUCCUAAUGCUGUUCAUGAAGUGGAAAAGUGGUUGCCGCGACUGCAUUCAGUUGUCAUAGGACCUGGUUUAGGUAGAGAUGACGUACUGCUUGAGAAUGCUAAGGGUAUUAUAGAAAAAGCCAAGGUCAAAGGAAUUCCAAUUGUCAUUGAUGCUGAUGGAUUGUGGCUCAUUUCCCAACAGCCCUCUCUUAUUCAGGGUUACCAGCGAGCGAUUCUUACUCCAAACUAUAUGGAGUUUAGCAGACUUUAUGAAGCUAUGCUUAGAGAUCCUGUGGAUAGCAAUGAUCACCAUGGAUGUGUGUUACGGCUCAGUCAAGCUAUGGGAAAUUUGACAGUUGUUCAGAAAGGAGAAAGAGAUCUUAUUUCAGAUGGAGAAAAAGCCUGGUCUACAGUUGUUGACUUCCUGCUCUGCAAAGAUGUGCCCCACCAUUCUGUUGUACUUGUGUGCAGUCAUGAAGGAAGCAGCCGAAGAUGUGGUGGACAAGGGGACCUUCUUUCAGGUUCUCUUGGAGUCUUGGCACACUGGGCAUUUCUUGCUGGACCAGAAAAAACUAAUGGUCAAAAUCCUUUUCUAGUGGCUGCAUUUGGUGCUUGUUCUCUUACAAGGCAAUGUAACAACCAGGCCUUUCAAAAAUAUGGACGUUCAAUGACUACAUCUGAUAUGGUUUCAGAAGUUGGAACAGCUUUUAACAAACUUUUUGAAACCUGAAGCCAAAGCAGCAGAGUGGAAGGAAAGGAAGAACAAUGGCUACAACAGUAAUUACAUUUACAGUAGAAUAUACAUAAGUAAUACCCCCUUUCAAGUGCUGUAGCAGCAUUGGUAUCCUAGGUAGAUUUUUUUUUUUUUAAAUAGAAAAAAUGAUUAAUGUAGAUAGUUUUUUAAGAGUUUGGAAUACAAAAAAUGUUUUGGCUGAAAUAUGCUGUAGUUGCAGAUCUGUUAUAUAAUAUAAUAAAACUAAGUGAAAGUAUUCCUCUGUUCUUUUUUCAUAGUUACUGAGCAAUAACUAAAGCGUGUGUGAACUGCAAAAAUGCACUUGAUACUUAAGAAGAAAGUAAAAUUCUUCCACCAGCUGAACGGAAUUCCUUGGCUUGCACCAAGGUUGUCAUGAUUUUGUUAUUAGACUCUGUAUCUAGAAUUAGCUACUGCACUUCAUUUUUCAUUAAUCUUUUUGCCUCUUUGGAAGGGGAAAGCUUGGGAGUUGCUUUCAAUUUUGAAUGUAAUUGGUUGCCUUUGCCCAUUCUUAGACACUGAGGCAGCAAUAUCUGAUUUUGAAAUUCUUGCUCUUCAUUUUUCAGAGGCUCUCGUUUUAAAAAGCUGCGGGGGGGCGGGGGGACCCCCUUAAAGUAAGGAUUUACUCUAGAAGUGUUGGCAUGAAAGGUAGGAAUUAUUUUUAGCUGAAAUAAUUUACUGUAUAUUCCAUCUACUGCUCUAGACUAAAACUGAAUAUGGAACACAAUGUGAAAUGUUAUCAUCUGAAGAAAAGGUACUAGGUGUGGUGAGGAACUAAUGAUAUUUAAAUGGUCAAAAAUGUCAGUGGUGGUAGAAGGUUGAGUGCUUUUAUGCCAGCUCAGAACAAGUUAUAACUCAAACUGCUGGAGUAGAGCUCUGAGCGCAUUACUAUAUGUAUGCAUAUGUGGCUAUUUAUUGCCAUCAUAAAUAAUAAUUGAGGAGCCAGAAAGCUGCACUUAAUUAUACGACGUUAGUGCCAUGCAGGCAGUCAAAUACAAUUAGUCCACUAGGAGACUGUACUGGGCCCAGAGGAUAGAAAAAUAGCGGCGGGGGCGGGGGGGGUCAAGCCUUGGCAGUAGCAAGGUUUUUAAAGGCUUUUGCUGGAUUAUCAUUUAACAGAGGCAGCACUUUAGUGUCAAGGAGGACAGGUCAGCAGUUCCACGUGUGUCUUGCUGGUUGAGUAGAUGGCAGGCAGGAAGAAAUCAGAAGUUGAGAGAUUUGUGCAGUCUGGUUUUCUUAAACUUCUGGACAUACGGUUGAAUACUAGGGUAAAACUAAUUUAUGGGGUGGGGGGGUCAGAAGUACAUUUCUUGAAGUUUCAGUAAGUACCAAUGUACUGCCCUAUGGUUUAGCCUGCAAUCUAGCUCAGUGUGCAUAUUCAUUAGAGCAUAGGGACUUAUUUUGUAAACUAGCUACUAUGGUGAUUAUUAGAUGUUACAUAUUCAUUUAAACCAUUUUUCCAGUGGCCUAUUUCUAGAAUGGAGUUUAGUACCCUAUGUAUUAGUCAGAUUGCACUUUCACAUCUUGUAAUAACUUCCUUCAGUGAACACAUUUAAUCAGAAAGGCUGUUCUGAGUAGCCCUGGCCCUUAUCAGUCAUAUUUUUGGAUGCACUGUGACUACUACCUCACCCCCAAUGCAUUUUUGCUUUUCUUCCUAAACUGGUAACCUAUUUUUAAAAUAGGUUUUUAUAAGUUUGCUCAUUUUAUUCUGUUGGGGUUCUAAAGACUUUUAAAAUUAGAGCAGUUGUUUACUCCUACGAAAAAACUUCAGUGUUUUACCAAAGCACUGGUUUGUAAACUGUCUGCUUUCCUGGGGAACAGAAACUAUUGUUUUCUCCCCUUGGAAUGACUUUUGAACGCUAAUUCCUAAAAUCAAACAGUUAAACAGUUUUAGAACAGUUGUUGAAUUGAUUUUAAAAUGAGGUUUUUGUAUUUGGUAUGUAAGAAGUAUUAUUUCUAAAUUACAUUUGUAGGUAAAGCCAAAUCAAAUAAGACCUUGUGGGUUUUUUUGUUUUUUUUUUUUUAACAAAAUUGCUUGAUAUCAGAGGUCAGUAUAAAUUUCAAUUUGCCUUUGUUUGAACUAUACACAAAAGUAGCUUUGUUAUUCACCAUUGUAUACAAAUUGUUACAAGUUAAUUUUAAAAGAUUCUGGAAAUGUAGCAAGUUUCUUUCCAUAGGAAAUAAAACUAUAGCAAA